Molecule: messenger RNA, 987 nt
Organism: Ostertagia ostertagi
Lineage: Eukaryota; Metazoa; Nematoda; Chromadorea; Rhabditida; Trichostrongylidae
Source: the annotation of a GenBank genome assembly
AUGGGAUGGUGUCGAUGGUGGAGAUGGUCGACAUGGUGGAGGCGGAGUCAUGGUCUCGACCAAGUACAAAAGGCGCAGCGUUCAGCUCUACAAAUCACCACAUCCAUCCAGCUUCCUCUCUCAUCUCAUCCUUCCACAACUGUAACGAAGAGAGACGAGAUGGAGUCCGACGGCCGAACAAAGGCCUACAAAUUUGUCGCCUAUGCGGCCGUCUCAUUCUCGAUUGUGGCUGUACUGUCCGUAGUACUUACACUACCCAUGGUCUAUAAUUACGUAAACCAUGUACGACGACAAAUGCAACACGAAAUCUCCUUCUGCAAGGGAUCCGCUAAGGACAUUUUCGCUGAAGUCAACUUUAUGAAAGCCCACACUGGUCCCUCUGCCCCACAGAAUCGUACUUCCCGUCAGUCCGGUUACGGUGCACCAGAAGUUAAUCCUGCACCAAAUCUCCAGUGCGAGGGCUGCUGUCUGCCUGGACCACCUGGACCAGCUGGAGUUCCCGGUAAGCCUGGAAAGCCCGGUCGUCCUGGAGCACCCGGACCACCCGGACCACCCGGACCUCCUGGACCACCCGGAGACCCAGGAGAGGCUGGUACCCCUGGACGCCCUGGAACUGAUGCACCUAAUGGACAGCCCGGACCUCGUGGACCACCAGGACCAGCAGGAGAACCUGGACAGCCCGGACCUCAAGGAGAUCCCGGAGUGCCAGCACAGAGCGAGCCUCUCACACCCGGAGCACCCGGAGAGCCAGGAGACCCAGGACCACCCGGACCACCCGGACCUCCUGGAGCACCCGGAAACGAUGGAGCCCCUGGACCAGCUGGACCCAAGGGAGCACCAGGACCCGAUGGACCACCUGGAGUGGAUGGACAGGCUGGACCUCCUGGACCACCCGGAGCACCCGGUAUUGCCGGAGAGAAGGGUAUCUGCCCCAAAUACUGCGCCAUCGAUGGUGGAGUGUUCUUCGAGGAUGGAACUCGACGUUAA